ACGGCGCAGGAACCCGACGGGGAGGAAAAGCCCCGGAGAUCCCGCACGAGGAGGGGCUGCAAAGGCAGAUCGCGGGGAUCUGAGGGGGAAAGAGCCACCCUGGGCCGGGGAGGCGGCCGGAGACGGAGCCAGAGCUCGGAGCUGGGGGACCCUGAGCAGCUCCGUGAUGGGGAGAAGCCCCACAAGUGCUCGGAGUGUGGGAAGGGCUUCAGGUGGAGCUCCCACCUCAUCAGGCACCAGAGGAUCCACACUGGGGAGAGGCCCUAUGAGUGUUCCAAGUGUGGGAAGAUGUUUCACACCAAGUCCUGUCUCCUCCGGCACUAUCCAGUUCACAGAGAGGAGAGGCCCUUCUGCUGCCCCGACUGCGGAAAGGGAUUCAGGGGCAACUCCGGCCUUAUCCAGCACCGGCGCAUCCACACUGGGGAGAGGCCCUACGAGUGUGGGGAGUGUGGGAAGAGCUUCAGCCGGAGCUCCCAACUCCUCGCACACCAGAGGACCCACACCGGGGAGAGGCCCUACGAGUGUUCUGAGUGUGGGAAGAGCUUCAUCUGCAGCUCCAGCCUGAUCCAGCACCAGAGGAUUCACACAGGGGAGAGGCCCUACGAGUGUUCCGAGUGUGGGAAGAGGUUUCAGACCAGAGCCAAUCUCUUCCAGCACUAUCUGGUUCACAGAGAGGAGAGGCCCUUCUGCUGCCCCGACUGUGGGAAGGGAUUCAGGCACAACUGUGCCCUCAUCUCACACCGGCGCAUCCACACAGGGGAGAGGCCCUACGAGUGUGGGGAGUGUGGGAAGAGCUUCACCCAGAGCUCCAGCGUGAUCCAGCACCAGAGGAUCCACACGGGGGAGAGGCCCUACGAGUGUCCCCAGUGUGGGAAGAGAUUCUCACGGAGCUCCCACCUGACCCGACACCAGCAGAGGCACCAGUAAGGGAAGCCCUGCGAGUGCCCCGAGUGCGAGAAGAGCUAAACUCCAUCCCCCAUGGGAGGAGCCACACUGGGCACAGCCCUGGUGACCCACAUUCCUUGUGAUCCAUGUUGGGAACUGUCCUAGGGUGACAUUAUGAUGCUGGUAUCCCCA
This is a messenger RNA of Lonchura striata (white-rumped munia), 1077 nucleotides long. The record is from RefSeq and is a predicted model, not a curated record. NCBI's taxonomy places the organism in Eukaryota, Metazoa, Chordata, Aves, Passeriformes, Estrildidae.